UUUUCAAAUAGCAAACAAGAAAAAUGGGGAUCGUAGCAUUCAACUGGGCAAAGGAAGGCAACAACCGGCUGACUCUUGUGAUGAACAGAGACAAUUGGGCAAACAGGGUCAUAAAUGGGGCGUCUUGGGAAGGUCAGAAUUUGAGUGGUCGGAGCGUAGACAACAACGGAACGUGGUUUGCUAUUUCGCGUCAACGAGGCCGAGUGGCGUUUCUCAUGAGUAGCCAGUUGUUGGGAGACGCCGUUGAUCUAAACUACAGUGGCGGCGAGUUGUAUCCCAUUCUAUUCUUGGAGAGCGAUUUGAGUCCACUGGAGUUUGCCCGCAAUUUGGCAGAGCGUGAAGCGGCUGAACAUAAAGAGAGGACCUAUUGCCUUGUAGUCGCAGACAUGGCUUUGAAUUCAAUGGUUUGUAUAAGGAAACGCGCCUUAAACGAGACCGAUGUCAAUAUACGAACCGUUCCCUUUGGUGUGCACACUCUUUCUCCUUACUACGGUCUCGAUUCACAUUCUACCAAGGAUUCACUCCUGGAAAACCAUUUUACUCAGAUGAUUGGUGCUCUCGGAAACGAUCAGCUACCACUGCUUCAGGAGUUUGCUUGGAACUUUAUGGGUAGCCCUGGCGCAGAAGGUCGGCGAACGGUGUUUGUUGAAUUUUCGGCAUUUCACCAUAACAAACAAGUAUUUGAAGAUAGGAUACGCUUUGGAACAACAAGUACGACAGCAUUGGCCGUGGAACGCACAGGGGGAGUAACAUUCUUUGAGAGGUACAGGGACACAAAUGGUGAAUGGAAAGAGCACGACUUUCGUUUCAAUAUCCAGUAGAGAGACAGAGUUACAAAGAAAGCAUCAUUGCGCAGCAUCCUAAUAUAUAAAUUUAUCUUAUAGUAAUUAACUAAUAAUAAUCUUGUUGAUGCUGUAAAUAGAUCUCUAUAAUUUAACCUUGUCGAUCGAUUCACGGAAACCUGUUUCCUUGAUCGCACUAUA
This is a messenger RNA of Capsella rubella, 983 nucleotides long. RefSeq lists its product as uncharacterized. The record is from RefSeq and is a predicted model, not a curated record. The transcript has 5 exons. NCBI's taxonomy places the organism in Eukaryota, Viridiplantae, Streptophyta, Magnoliopsida, Brassicales, Brassicaceae. The coding region runs from base 24 to 821 and encodes 265 amino acids.